This is a messenger RNA of Penicillium soppii, 1470 nucleotides long. RefSeq names its product Mob1 family protein. Lineage: Eukaryota; Fungi; Ascomycota; Eurotiomycetes; Eurotiales; Aspergillaceae. The transcript has 2 exons. Gene Ontology annotation, cellular component: cytoplasm. The record is from RefSeq and is a predicted model, not a curated record. The coding region runs from base 1 to 1470 and encodes 489 amino acids.
AUGACCGCUGCGGGAGUCUCUCCGUCCAGCUCCCCGCGGCUUCCUAGCCCUCCUCCUCUGACUGAGGUCCAAUUUGGGCCUCAGUCGCCAUCACUCAGCGACUCAAAUGAUGCAGAGCUAUUAGCUACUGCGAUGGGGGAAGAUGACGGCUCGACGCGCAGAAUCCGGCCUGGGACCAGAGCUACCGAUAUGGCAUUUGGUCCGCCGCUUAUUCCCCUUUCGCAGCUUGAUUCUCCUUUCCAGCUCCAGGAACACCUCAAAGCCCUAUACCACCACUUUACCAAGCCCGAAGGAUCUGACACGGUGGUCCCAAUUAAUCGCCAGGUUGCGAUACAGCUAGCAGAGCCUCCAGAAGGAGUUGACCGAUCGCUCUGGCUAUAUGAAUUGUGUCGCUUUCUUACUAUGAAAGUUAAUAACCUAAUCAUCGCCUUUUUCGCCGAAAGCCCGCCCUGCUCGUCGCAAACUUGCCCCGAAAUGCGUGCAUCAGAGUGGCAGUAUCUUUGCGCGGUGCAUGACCCACCUAAAUCUUGCUGUGCCAUUGACUACUGCUGUCACACCCUGGAUUGGGCUACAAACACUCUCACAUCGCCGAAAUAUUUCCCCAGCCGACUCACCUUGGGCUCCGAGGGUGCCGGAGGCCCCCAGGCCAGUAUGAGACAUCUGACCAACAUCUUCCGCCGUCUUUACCGCAUUUUUGCGCAUGCAUGGUUCCAGCACCGUGAUGUGUUUUGGGAGGUGGAAGGCCAUGAUGGUCUCUAUGUUUUCUUCAAGACCGUCUGCGACUCGUACAGUUUGAUCCCGCAGGACAACUACACGAUUCCUCCUGAAGCUGAGGGCCCUGAUGCGGUUCAGCCUGAGGAAGAACCCACUGAUGACAAACGUCGGACCAUCCUGCGCAAGGAUGAGGAUCCCUUCGGUGAUGCUAAACUCGGCACUGCAGCAACUACCCGUCGCCACAAGCACAGUCCCUCAACCGGAUCCCGGGUCACAACAAUCACCGAAGGCGCAGAGGAUCUGGAAGAGAGCCUGGAGGAUCCAUCGCCUUUGAGUAAAGCCCUUGCACAGUCCCCAGAUUCACGCCCUGUUUCUGUGAUUGAAGUUCCCACCAAUACCGUCGUUCCGGCUGUCACUGAAGACACAGCCGCUCAGGAGGGAGUUCCAUCUGAUGAUUCAAUUGUGCAGUCUAAGGAGGAAAUUGAGACCGAGGAGACACCGGAGCCUCAGGAACAGGCACUGCAAGAAGCUGCGAAGCAAUCAUCUGAAACACCCGAAGAGCCCCAAAUGGUGGGACAGCCGGAUCCCGAGAACCCAGAGGAUAGCAAGACGGAGGAGGCUCUAGAGGCUGCUGCUACUGGUAUUCCAAAUGAGGCGCCGCCUUCUGAAGAUGCUGAAACGAAGAUCAGACCGGAGCAAGAGGGUGCUUCUUCUGCUUCGGAUACCAAGCCCGACCUGGAGAAAGAAGAGUCUUAA